UCAGCUCUUAACUCUUCAGCUGAUGCAUAUGACAAGCAUGGCAUGGAUCAGAGCAAGGAACUUAGUGGCCAGUGUACUAACCACAAGCAUGCUCACAAACAACUGUCUCACCAGGACGCAAUGGCUAUAGUUCAGUGGAUGAGAUUACACCUGGAAGAGUUGGGUAUGGUAACAUUACUAAGAGUACUUGAAGAAGAUAAAGAAGAAGAAGGGGUGUCUAAAGAUGAGAAAAAGAAAAUGGCUAAGGAUGUUAACAGGGAGAAACAAGAGACUAUU
This is a messenger RNA of Sphenostylis stenocarpa, 276 nucleotides long. Lineage: Eukaryota; Viridiplantae; Streptophyta; Magnoliopsida; Fabales; Fabaceae. The record is from the annotation of a GenBank genome assembly.